Messenger RNA from Nelumbo nucifera (sacred lotus), 2633 nucleotides. Its product is annotated as pyruvate decarboxylase 2-like. Gene Ontology annotation, molecular function: pyruvate decarboxylase activity; thiamine pyrophosphate binding; magnesium ion binding. The record is from RefSeq and is a predicted model, not a curated record. Lineage: Eukaryota; Viridiplantae; Streptophyta; Magnoliopsida; Proteales; Nelumbonaceae. Gene Ontology annotation, cellular component: cytosol.
AAACCGCGGUCGUCGAGGUCGAGUCGAUCUCACGGUUCAGCAGGACGACCGAUUCAGGAAACUAGGAACGGCAAAACAAAACAAAACAGAGACAGACAACCGCCUCUAAAAUCGCCCCUGGUUUCACGAACUACCUCAUAAAAGCAAGCCAUUAAAUAACUCCUUCCCCACUUUACUAGCUUCAUUCAGUUUCAGUCCUUUCUCCCAGACUAGCUAAGCUAACACCACAAAUACGAAAAAACAAAACCAAAAAAAUAAAUAAAUAACUUGUCGCUUAGGCGAAAGAAAUCCAACAAAAACCCUUUCCCCAAAUACCCAGGAAAAUUUCCCACAUUAUCUGAUCUCUGCUUGUUUUCUUGAGAGAGAGAGAGAAUCGUUUCUUGUUCCAUGGACACCAAAAUCGGUAGCAUCGACGCUUCCAAGCCCACCUGCAAUGAUGUCGGAUCCCUACCUAACGGCGGGGUUUCGAUUGUCCAGAACUCGGUGUCCCCGGCCGUGAUGGGAUCGUCCGAGGCAACACUUGGCCGCCACAUCGCUCGUAGGCUCGUCCAGAUUGGUGUCACCGAUGUCUUCUCUGUCCCCGGUGAUUUCAACCUAACCCUUCUCGACCACCUCAUUGCCGAGCCUGGCCUCAACCUCAUCGGCUGCUGUAACGAGCUCAAUGCUGGGUACGCUGCUGAUGGCUACGCCCGCUCCCGUGGCGUUGGGGCUUGCGUUGUCACCUUCACCGUUGGUGGCCUCAGCGUUCUCAACGCCAUCGCCGGGGCUUACAGCGAGAAUCUUCCCAUCAUUUGUAUCGUCGGGGGCCCCAACUCCAACGACUAUGGCACCAACAGGAUUCUCCAUCACACCAUCGGAUUGCCGGAUUUCAGCCAAGAACUUCGAUGUUUCCAGACUGUCACCUGCUACCAGGCAAUAGUGAAUAACUUGGAAGACGCUCACGAACUGAUCGAUACGGCGAUCUCGACGGCUUUGAAAGAAAGCAAGCCUGUUUACAUUAGCGUUAGUUGUAACUUGUCGGCAAUUCCCCAUCCUACUUUCAGUCGUGAGCCCGUCCCGUUCUCGCUCGCACCAAGGGUGAGUAAUCAAAUGGGUCUACAAACGGCAGUUGAAGCCGCAGCGGAGUUCCUGAACAAGGCAGUGAAGCCCGUCUUGGUGGGCGGACCGAAGCUCCGGGUGGCUAAGGCUACUGAUGCGUUUGUUGAACUUGCGAAUGUCUCUGGUUAUGCGGUUGCGGUGAUGCCUUCUGCGAAAGGGCUGGUGCCAGAGCACCUACCUCGGUUCCUUGGUACUUACUGGGGUGCUGUUAGUACUGCUUUCUGCGCCGAGAUUGUGGAAUCGGCAGAUGCUUAUCUAUUUGCAGGUCCCAUUUUCAAUGACUAUAGUUCAGUUGGGUAUUCGCUGCUCCUGAAGAAGGAGAAGGCGAUCCUUGUUCAACCCGAUCGGGUUGUUAUUGGUAAUGGCCCUUCUUUUGGGUGCAUUCUGAUGAAAGACUUCCUCGUGGAACUCGCAAAGAAGAUAAAAUGCAACACAACGGCAUACGAGAACUACCACAGGAUCUUUGUGCCGCAGGGGAUGCCCCUCGAAAGUCAGCCAAAGGAGCCUUUGAGGGUUAACGUUCUUUUCAAGCACAUACAGGCAAUGCUCUCAAGCGAUACGGCUGUCAUUGCCGAGACAGGGGACUCCUGGUUUAACUGCCAGAAACUGAAGUUGCCGGAGGACUGCGGGUAUGAGUUCCAGAUGCAAUAUGGAUCAAUUGGAUGGUCUGUGGGAGCAACGCUUGGUUAUGCACAGGCUGUGCCCAACAAGCGAGUAAUUGCAUGCAUAGGUGACGGAAGCUUCCAGGUGACAGCACAAGAUGUGUCGACAAUGUUGCGUUGUGGGCAGAAGAGUAUCAUAUUCCUCAUAAACAACGGAGGGUACACCAUAGAAGUUGAGAUCCACGACGGUCCCUACAAUGUUAUCAAGAACUGGGACUACACCGGACUUAUUGAUGCAAUCCAUAACGGUGAAGGAAAUUGUUGGACAUCUAAGGUUCGAUAUGAAGAGGAGCUUGUGGAAGCGAUCAAGACGGCGACGGGAGAUAAGAAGGAUUGUUUGUGCUUCAUAGAGGUAAUUGCUCACAAAGAUGACACAAGCAAAGAGUUGCUUGAAUGGGGAUCAAGAGUCUCAGCUGCCAACAGCCGCCCGCCCAACCCUCAGUAGAGUUGGGAGUGUUGGACUGAGGAAGCGUGAUUUCCUCAAGUGAUGAUGAUCUUAUGGCGUCCCUCGUUUUUUGGUUUAAUUCGUUAUAUAAUUCGAUGUCGUUUGUUCCUCGAUUGUAGCUCCUCUCUUUAAGUUUUUAUAUUUGUUUCCAUGGAAUUGAAGUUGUACCACUCCACUGAAACUUGAAAAACUCUUGGUCUUGGGUGUGUGUAUGCUUGUGCAAGAAGGAAGAGAGGAGGGACAAACAUGUAAAGGGAGAGUUUGGAAGUCUUUGUGUUGGCAGAAACUUUCUCCAAUGUCAUAUGCCAUAUUAUGGAUAAUCCAAGUGUUCAACUGAACUUUAUUAUCUUCUUAGAAACCUAGGAACUAUAUAUGUCAUCAGAACAGAAUUUUCUGUUGUUGGAAGUUAAAAUUGAUGGCUGGCUUGA